This is a messenger RNA of Linnemannia hyalina, 3114 nucleotides long. NCBI's taxonomy places the organism in Eukaryota, Fungi, Mortierellomycota, Mortierellomycetes, Mortierellales, Mortierellaceae. The record is from the annotation of a GenBank genome assembly.
AUGGACGCUACUUCUCCUUCAAACUCACCCGCGCCACCCGCUCCUUCAAGCACACCCGCAGCAAUAACCGCCGCUGCAGAAGACAACGACAGCAAUACUAAUAAGAAUAAUAAUAAUAACAACAACACCACUCAUCUGCCCUCGCCCCAAGCAGUAGCGACAACGACAACAUCAGCUCCUUUGAACGGAGCAGACGCAGACACGCCCACCGCCACCGCUCUCUCUGCUGUCCCCGUCCGCAAACGCACCCUUGCGGACUACAGACUGGGAAGAACCCUUGGCGAAGGAUCCUAUUCCACGGUCGUAGCAGCGGUCGAUCUUUCUAACAGGCGUGAUUACGCCAUCAAGGUUCUGGACAAGCGACACAUCAUCCGUGAGAAGAAGGUCAAAUACGUUAACAUCGAAAAGAACACGCUCUACAAGCUGGACCAUCCAGGAGUCGUGAAACUGUACUCAACCUUUCAGGACAGCUCCAGUUUAUAUUAUGUGCUCGAGCUGUGUCAAAAUGGAGAGUUGUUGACCUAUAUCAAGAAGCUUGGAUCCUUUGACGAGAGCUGUACGCGAUUUUAUGUGGCACAGAUCUUAACUGCCGUCGAGUACGUCCACAGCCAGGGAGUUAUUCACCGUGACCUUAAGCCUGAAAAUAUUCUUCUGGAUCAUCGGAUGUACGUCAAGUUGACGGAUUUCGGGACAGCCAAGAUGUUAGAGCCGUCUGAAGACGGCACAGAGUCGGAUCGGGCCAACUCCUUUGUCGGUACCGCCGAAUAUGUUUCUCCGGAACUGCUAACCGAGAAGGCGGCUUGCAAGAGCUCUGAUCUUUGGGCGCUUGGAUGCAUCAUCUACCAGUUGCUGGCGGGGCGACCUCCAUUCAAGGGCUCGAACGAAUACCAGACGUUUCAAAAGAUUGUCAGACUCGAGUACACGUUCCCCGCAGGAUUUCCCAAGGCGGCUAUGGAUCUCGUUUCUCGCCUGCUUGUCCAUGAUCCUAACGAGCGGUUGGGAGCCAACAAUACGAUCGAUCAACUCAAGCAACAUCCAUUUUUUGACGGCGUCGAAUGGUCAGAGCUCUGGAAUCAGCCCGCCCCUAAACUCAUGCCUUAUCUCCCUCCUACACCUACCCACAACACGGAGGCUCUUCGAAGUGACCAUGAUGCCUGUCUGUGGAGCAUGAACAGGACAGGGGAAACGCUCAUGGUCGUCGACCCCUUUCGGGAACUGGGCGACAGCGGGAGCAGCGUCAAUAACAGUGGCAGGAACAGUAUCAAUGGUCAUGGAGGUCAUGAAACAGAUGAGAGCGACGGAGCACAUAUCGUGAAUGUUGGCGUCCAUGGCCCAUCUGAGUCCGCCGAGGCGACCCCAGCCUCUCAAAGCCUGACCAUUUUGCCAACAUCUGAUGAUUCGGCAACGACCACACACCCGAGCCCCAGCACAUUGCCGUCAACAGCGAAAACAGUAGGAGGUGAAUCUUUGACACCUAAUGGAGGAACAGGGCCUUCUCAGUCCACCUCACUUCCAGCGCCCGGAACCGCUCUACCAAAGUCGACUUCCGCCCCUGUUGCUGUCGGAUCCUCGACCUCGAAUGGACACGCCAAAACCAAGGGUGGGAGUCGAAAUGCGUUUGUGGCGCUUUUCUCAGGAUCGAGACAUUCAUCGGGCAAGAAGCUCUUGAGCAAGAAGGCUAAAGCCGGCGACGAGACUGCGGAGACCUCACAGCAACGACUUCAAGCCCGACAAAAUCAAAUGGAACGUUUGGUAGGCGGUGUCCGACGCGAAGGCAAUCCUCGGAAAUCCGGAGGCAUAUCUAGAGAGAACUCGAGUGUUUCGCUCGCCGUUACUGCCAACGAGAUGUCGGCGUACUCCAGACGAUCCCAGCUGGAACUUCAAGCGGAACUUUCUCCUUGGCAAAGCUUUUUGUUGCCGACCGAGCUGGUCCUUCAUCAGACCCCGAUCCUGAAGCGCAAAGGCCUCUUUUCGAGAUCCUGCAUCCUGGUUCUUACGGACUUUCCGCGUCUGCUGUACUUUGACGACUCGAACCACUACUUUUCCCAACUGUUCAACAGCAACACAAACGACGCGUUCAGCAGCUGGCAGCAGCAACAGAUGCUUCCUCAGUGGGACCCAUCAGAUCCGUUGCACGCUCACCAACAAGAACCAGGAGCGAGAAUGUCUCUGUCAAAGAAACCAUCCCUCCGUCAAGCCGUUGGGAAGAUGAGCCUGGAUCUGCCACCUCCACCACCGACCUCGCAGGAUUUGCAGACACAUCACCAGCACCAGGACCAUUUGAAUGCAGUCCACCAGCCAUUGCACCCACAUCCUAACCCACACCCCAGGAGGAACACGGGUGGAUUGGAUGGGAUUACGAGCGGAGGCGGAUUCUUGCUGACGCGCAAUGGUAGCCAUGCUCAUCGCGGCGGAGCACAGCAUCGGAGUGAGCAUACAUCACCUCUUGCGGUCGAAGGGGUUUUGUCGGAGGAAGAUGAGCAAGGGGGGGUGGUGGAUCCUCCUCAGGGAUUGUUUGGUCGGUCGCCAAGGGCCAGUUUGGAGGAUCAAGCGCAGCAGCAUCAGGACCAGCACCAGCAUAGUCCUGCGCACGCUCACUCACGACUCCAGACACCGCUGCCGGGCCACGGACAGAACAAGAUUGAUGCCGAGAAGCGUAUCUCUGGGUCAGGAUUGGAGGAUGAACACCGCGGUGAUGACAGCGGUAUGAACAAUGGCACGGCUUACAACAACAGCAACAAUGGCAGCAGUGUGACGAUGAGCAGUAGUGGCGGUGGAAGUGGUAGUGGAGGUACGACGACGAUAUUGCAGGGUAAUAAGGUGUCGUCGUCGACGACGACAUUGUCGCGGAUGGGGAUGAUCAAGGCGUCGAAGAAGCAGGCGAAGCUGCGGGGAGAGAUUCUGUUUACGGCGUCUGUUGUUUCGGAGUUGAAGGGGAAGAAGUGUUUCUUUAUCCAUACGACGAAGAAGAGCUACUACUUUGAGGAGUCGAACCAGGAGGGCGACGCGAAGACGUGGGUUCGGAUCCUUGAGCGCUCGAUGGAGGGGUGGUUUGGUGAAGGUGGCGGAGGUGGAGGCGAUAGUGACAAGGGAGGCGUAGAAGUAGCGGAGUGA